Messenger RNA from Alternaria alternata, 2304 nucleotides. RefSeq lists its product as hypothetical. The record is from RefSeq and is a predicted model, not a curated record. NCBI's taxonomy places the organism in Eukaryota, Fungi, Ascomycota, Dothideomycetes, Pleosporales, Pleosporaceae. The coding region runs from base 1 to 2304 and encodes 767 amino acids. The transcript has 3 exons.
AUGUCGCUUCUCACUGGGCCACGAACCGGUCGUUGGACAGAUGAGAGCAACCAUCAUCAUAUUCAGUGGUUACAAAGCGACAACCAAGCCCAAUGGCUCAAAGUCGCUGUGGCCAUCUGCCUUACGCUUAGCACACCUUACAUAUUUCGAAUAUUCGUUAGCAGUUUCCUGGGCUUUGCAAGAUGGAUCUCUUCCGGAAGGGAAACGUCAAAUCCGCCUCGAGACGAAGAGGUACAGCCUUUGACACCUACAAGGCUCAUGAACGACGCGAAAACCGGACGGCAGAUGCUACGACGCUUCUAUGACGCCUUCCGCCAGAAAGAAUCAAAACUCGAGAUUCGACACCAGUUCUUCUAUUUCUUCGUCCUCAGCACUUUGUGUUUUGCUUUCUUCUCCCAGAUUAUCGCAAGCUCCAUCCUCACGGAUAAGAUGACGACAAAUCGCAUGGGCCUACUAGCAUCAGAGACUUGUGGUCUCUACGAGUAUGACAAUGAAAGAUGGGGCGAGGAGCAGGCCUCUCGUGUUGAUAGCCUGAUGGUAAAGAGAGAAAAUCGAGCAGCGAUCUAUGCUCAAGAAUGCUAUGAUUGGGGCAAUGAUAAAAAGGGCAAGGCUAUGACGUGCGACUUCUUCUACAACUCGACCCUGCGGUACAAUGUCAGUCCGUCAUCUUGUCCGUUUGAUGACAACGAAAUAUGUCGCUUCGGCGCAUUACCUGGUAAAGCAGUCACGUUCGAUACGGGCUACUUAGACUCCAGUCUCUUAGGUAUCAACGCCAACCCCACUUACACUUUUCGGCGCACAACGACAUGCGCUCCAUUAAGUGACCAACCGCCUUACGUGCAGCAUUUCUACAAUAGUCCGGUCGAUCGUGGAUAUCUAUACCAAUAUGGUAAACUCUACAAUGUUGAUGACAAGUGUGAGGGAACGCCGGAGUUGUUGACGGACUAUACUAUGCGAAUUGUGGGCCACCCUUUCGAAUGGCUGGCGCCAGUUUAUCGCUUGAAUACAUUCGCUACAUCUCUGGGUAUACCUAGCUGCGACUUUUAUCAGCCUCAUAGGAGUCUCAAAGCACCCGGACUUGAUACUCAAUCAAGGACCAAGACACUCACGAUCGUCUUCAUCACAGCUCUGCACAUUGUUUAUACCCAAAAGAGCAUCGACCCUAUCUUUCCAGCCGACGACCCAUACAAGUUCCAAGAUGGCACCGUCGAGUACUACAAGAACUCAAGCCCGAAAUCACGGGCAUUUGCAUGCAUAGACGAAACCCAAUUCUGCGACCCAACAAACACAUACUGCUGGCAUGAAUAUGAAAAGAUACCAGACCAAGUAUCACACAUUGCCGAAGAUCCAGCGUAUUGGUUCAUGGUAAAUGCACUUAAGAAGUCCAACACUUACGAUUCCAUCAAACUACGACUCGGGAGCAGUCUCCUGGCGCAGCAGCGUGUUGGUGAAGCCAGGUCACAGGCGUUAGCCAAUAACCACUGGGAGCUCGAAGCGGAACAUAUGUUCAAGACAUCUUUGGCGAGAGCUCAGUUCGACGCAUGGAGUCUAGCGAGUGGAGAAGAUCAUGAUCAAGACACUUACAAGAACACUGUCGAUGAAUUCGCGGAGGAUAUGUGCGGUCUCUUCAAAUUUCGUGCCGCUGGACACGUAAACAUACGCUUGUGGCCAUUUUGGUUAUUGUGCUCUGUAUUGCCGAUCACUUUCCUCUUGAGUGUAGAGCUCAAGACUUACGGGCAGAUAUGGCACAGCGCUAUCAGUUCAGCGAGAGAGAUACUCCCAAAGAGGAGCAAUGGCUCAACAAGUGGUUCUGCGACAGGUGCUCUUGUUGCAAGCGACGACAUCAAUGAAGAUGCAUUCGUGGUGGGAUCGGCGACAUCUACUCGUCGCAGCUCAGAUACACCAGCAGCUUCUGCCGUCACACCCACGGGGCAAAAUGAUCUAACAGACGCAAGCGCAUCUGCUGAUGGUUUGGAGAUAUCCUCGGAAGCCGCAAACAACCAUCCAACACAAGAGUCGAUGCCACCUGCCAGCACGACAACACCACUUGUUGCUCCAACGCACAAGUCGCGCGAUUAUGGGACAUCCAGCGCCGCCCAUAGUAUGCACGGUAGUCGGAGCUCUGUACAUACCCAUCGCUCUGGCUCCGUGUUGAAUAGGGAGGUUCAGUCUCUUGCGAGCGGUGAAGAAGGUAGUCGAUCAAGCGAGCGGAACGAUCAGGAAUGGUCACCAUUGCUCAUACAUGGUCCCGUUCUCAUGGUAGCACAUGUAACGCAAGCUGUUGGGAAGAAGAGGACGGAGUAG